AUGGAUUACCACCUCCGAACAGUUUGCGCUCCUUCUAGCCCAUGCUCCAACGAAAUUGAUGUCGAUGAGCAGCUACAGAGUGUGAAGACAACAGUUUUAUCAUCAUCUAUUACCACUGGAACCAUUUGUGAUGGUUUCAAAAAGCUUGGAGAAGUCUACAACUGCAUUGGUGAGCUCGCAUGCUUACACAGCCGCCAUGUUACACAGCAGAGGAAAGCAGUGGAGCAAGAGCUGGAGCGCUCGCUUGAUCUCUGCAAUGCCAUGCAAGAGAGCUUUGGGGAGCUCAAGGCAAGCAUCAUUGACAUGCAGAUGGCUCUCAAGAGAGAAGAUGAUGCAGCUGUCCAAGUCAUAAUCCAGUGCUACAUCCGAUUGGCGAAGAAAGCGCAGAAACAGUUCAAGAGGUGCAAGAAGACCAUUGCAGUUGAUCAGGAAAACGGCAGGGUAACCAAGCUGUUGUCUGAAGCCAGAGAUAUUGCUAUCUACAUGCUGGAAACAUCAUUACAUCUCUUGACGAAGCAAAUUGCAGUGUCGAGUUACAGCAAGUGGUCUCUUGUCUCCAAGACAUUCCAGAAGAGAAGAAUUGUGAGUCAGGAGCAAUUGCAGGAGUUGGAGUUGGACAUUGUUGAUCUUGAGAGCGGAGUUGAGGCUUUGUUCAGGACAUUGAUCAAGGGCAGAGUUUUUCUUCUAAACACUCUUAGCUUGUAG
Panicum virgatum (switchgrass) is the source of this 705-nucleotide messenger RNA. RefSeq lists its product as uncharacterized. The transcript has a single exon. Gene Ontology annotation, biological process: shoot system development; root development. The record is from RefSeq and is a predicted model, not a curated record. NCBI's taxonomy places the organism in Eukaryota, Viridiplantae, Streptophyta, Magnoliopsida, Poales, Poaceae. Bases 1 to 705 code for a protein of 234 amino acids.